Mauremys reevesii (Reeves's turtle) is the source of this 2040-nucleotide messenger RNA. RefSeq names its product maestro heat-like repeat family member 5. The coding region runs from base 135 to 794 and encodes 219 amino acids. The transcript is spliced from 11 exons. Gene Ontology annotation, cellular component: cytoplasm. Lineage: Eukaryota; Metazoa; Chordata; Testudines; Geoemydidae. The record is from RefSeq and is a predicted model, not a curated record.
AGCAGGAGGACGUCAUGAGCAAAGUGAUGCGCCAUCUCCGCAUCAUCUGGCACUUGCGUCGGGUGCCUGAGGCACUGCAGGGUCUGUGCCUCUGAGGCCACCAGCAACUCCAGCCCGCUCCCUGUUGCAGCACUAUGACACCUGCCCUUGAGCCAGAGGUAGAGACCCACCUCCUUCGAGCUGCCCUGCAUGCCGUCUUCACCCUGGGCACGCAGAAGGACACCACCCAAGAAGUCCAGGAUCUGCAUAGGGUCUUGCCAGACCUCCUGGAUGCCAUGCCAGGGAACCUGCUGGCAGAGUCCCCAGGCACCGACAGGCUCCACUACAUCUUGGAGCACGUUAACUACUGGAUCGUGUCCAGGGUGUCGCAGAAGAGCGCCAGGGCCAUUAGGAGCAGCAUGGCCCUGCUCAGAUUCACCAUCACUUUCCCUGAGUUUGACAGCUCAGCAGAAUUGCCCAGGCUGGGUCACCAUGUGGCACAGCUGGCUCUGUUCAUCAUUGACCCAGGCAAGGACCUCAGCCGGCAGGCCAGGGAGGGGGUUUACCGACUCUACCAGCUGCUGUUGCACCAGACGGGUCUUCGGAAAGUUCUUCUGGGAGGGGCAGAGAGGAUUCUUCCUCCGGACAGCAGUGCUGGCCAUCCACGACCCACAGCUGCGUGUCAACCAGGCUGGGCUGCCCCUUGCCUACUCCCUCCUGUGGGAAUCCCAGCAACUGCUGGUGGACAAGGAGGACGUCACGGGCAAAGUGAUGCGCCAGCUCCGCAUCAUCCGGCACUUGCGUCAGGUGCCUGAGGCACUGCAGGGUCUGUGCCUCUGAGGCCACCAGCAACUCCCACCCGCUCCCUGCUGCAGGCCCUUGGAUCUGCCACCUCCGGGAGCAGUGGGGACACAUCACCUCAUCUCAUCAAAGCAAGCAGUGCUGGGUCUCAGAGAGGCUUCGAUGGAAGACCCCACUCCCUCAUGGAGGCUCUGAAGAAGGCCUGCCCAGAGCUAUGGAUGCCAUGCUGAAGAGCUUGCUGACAGCAACCCGCAGCACAGACAAUCUCCAGCACAUCUUGGAGACACCACCACCAAGCGACUGAAGCGCUGAUGAAAGGGAAGAACCUGGCUUAAGGGCAACCAGCCAGCCUGGGGUCUAUCCAGUGACAGAUACGGCCAUGGCCCCAAGCGGACCCUGCCCCUUGCUCUUCCUGACCCUCAUCCUGCUGGCCACUGGCCUGGCCCAGUUCAGACCACGUGAUACCUGUGAGUGGUUCGUGAGAGAACAUGGUGAUUCCCCAACACCACUGCCACUAAUGACCAUCGGUGCUACAACCUCCUGAUGCUAAACUGGAACCUGACUAGCCCUUUCUGCAAACCCACCCACACCUUCAUCCUCACCCCCGCCAGCCAGCUCCGAGCCAUCUGCGGCCACGGUGUGAUGUGUGAUAGAUGCCACCACUGUGACAGUAAUGCAGUCUACCCCAUGACAACCUGCCAGAUGGUGCCUGGCUCCCGCCCGGGAUGUUGCAUGUACUGAGGCAGAGCCCAGACCAGCAGGAUCCACGUGACCUGUGGACAAGGAAGGCCCAUGCGCUUUGACAGAGUCCUGUAGAGCCCAGGCACUGGCCAUGGUCUGGGAGCAGGGGUUCCCCUGCUCCCCACUUUUGCUCCUGGGCAGCCCCCUGUUGCUUGGGGCUCUCCUGCCCCAUCCCUGCCCCUCCUGGGCAGCGCCCGCCAUAAAUCUCCACAGGGACAUUCAGUGUCUCCCCUCAUCUCACAGGCCGGCAGCUUGGGGCCUGUGGGGGGAUUUCCCGUGCUGGGUGCUCAGUUCCCUUCCACAUGAGUGAAUAUCUGGGUACCCAGCCCCCCAGCUGGCACUGACACCCUCAGCCUGAGCCCAGUGGCCACCUCACUGGGUGCCCAUCAUACAGUUCUGUCGCCUCCUCCCCCAUCCACAUCCAUGGUAUCAGGGACAUGUCAUUGGGAGAAGAUUGUCCUAGAGGCGGGACCUGGAAGCUGUCACUGAGUUUUGUUUCCUGCCUCCUGCAAUAAAACA